This is a messenger RNA of Dacryopinax primogenitus, 1669 nucleotides long. Its product is annotated as kinase-like protein. The coding region runs from base 68 to 1573 and encodes 501 amino acids. Lineage: Eukaryota; Fungi; Basidiomycota; Dacrymycetes; Dacrymycetales; Dacrymycetaceae. The record is from RefSeq and is a predicted model, not a curated record. Gene Ontology annotation, molecular function: ATP binding; protein kinase activity. The transcript is spliced from 7 exons. Gene Ontology annotation, biological process: protein phosphorylation; cell surface receptor signaling pathway.
CAUCUAUCUCUCUUCAUACCACAAUCUGUAUUAUAUACUCCCCGGAAUACUUCAAGCAGAUUUUGCGAUGACUUCCGCCCCUCCUGCUGCGGCCAGUCGUUUGGCCAGCCUUGAAGAGGCCGUGUCAAGCAAGCUUGAGACCUUCGUCUUGACCAUAGCCGGCGUCUCUGACGCUAUCCACGACCGUCAGGACAGUCUCCUUCAGCUUUCUGCGCGCUGUAAAGCGAUAGAGGAAGAGUUGGACCAUCGGAGUGCGGGUUUGAGACCGGCCGCUGUCCAGCGAGCCAUCGAGGAGACGAAACAGUUCUUGAAGGAGAUAUGGGAUGGAUGUCAGAGUUGGCUGAAUAAAGGAAAGCUGAAGCGAUUGAUCAAUACGGAUGUGAUUCAUCGAGCUGUUCAGGAAUGGAACGAUAAGCUCAACGAGCGAAUGCAAGAUUUUGCCCGAAGUAUUGUGUUCGAAGUCCUGAGCCUCACGUCCAACGUGAGCGACCAGACUUCGCGGUUCUACGUACAGCUGCUCCAGCAAGGAGAGACGUUCACAGCCCUGCUCAAGUCUGUCGAACGCACUACAGAGCUCACCCAGUCUCAAAUCCGGGAGUUCAUGGACCAAGGCCAGCGGGUCCAAAUGCGUUCCCAACAAAUCUCCCCCCAAGAACGGGGGAUGCUAUACGACUCCCUGUGCUCCAUCCUCUCCAAGUCGAAGAAGAGGGAUAUCCUCCCUAUCGUGGAGAUACAAGGAGAGCUGGAGAUCGAUGAGUCCUCCCUCAGUGAGAUGCACUGGUUCGACAUGUACAGGGGGACAUGGCAGGGCCGGAUGGUCGCUGUCAAACGGCUGAGGUACCCGAACGCGAAUCAGUUGCGAUUGGCCAAAUUCAUGUAUGAAGGAUACGUUUGGCGCAUGCUGGAUCACCCCAACGUAUUACCGUUCUUUGGCAUUCACACAGGUGCCAAGCAGGAAGUUGGCCUAGUGACCGUGUGGAUGCCGCAGGGCAACGUGAUGCAGUAUAUUGCCCGCAAGCCGGUUUGUGAUAGGAAGGGUAUCAUCAGGGGUGCAGCAGAUGGACUGGCCUACUUGCAUAGAAGGAAGAUCGUCCACGGGGAUAUUCGCGGAAGCAAGAUCCUGAUUGAAGAAGUCCUCACGUCAACAGGUGUGCAGCCCCAUACCCGCCUCUCAGACUUCGGCCUCGCCGCUCCUCCCGACUCGGACCAAGAAGCCCUGUAUCAGGGCACUUCCAUAGGCCAGAUGGUCACCAUCGGGCGCUGGAUCGCGCCUGAGCGUGGCAGACCUGGCACCCUGGCCCUGCCCGUACCAGCGAGCGACGUCUUCAGUUUCGGACGGACGGUCCUGGAAGUUACCACUGGCGAGAAGCCGUUCGCGAGCGAGAAAAAUGUGUUUUACUUGAUAUUCUGUGUGGGAAGCGGACAACUCCGCCCCGAGCGACCUGAGGAAGGACUAUCGGGGAACCUCGUCACUAAUGAAGUAUGGGAACUGUUGGAGAACAUGUGCGAGGUUGACCCGCAGAGGAGGCGGAGCAUGGCGGAUGUGCAGACCAGGCUGGAGGAGCUGCUGUAGCGUCACCCUAUCGUUAUUUGGGAACUUGAAGUUAUUGUACUUGUCUUUCUCGCCGAUCUAACACUAACAAAAUUCGAGGCCCUCGGAUCUCAUUAC